UUUCAGGUUUCCCCACCAGAGAUAGUGUUUCAGAACUUCGUCACUCAUGAGGUCUCUGAAAUGGUACUGUAUCUCGUUAAUAAGGACAAGUUUCCUCAGAUGGUGAAGGUCUCCAUGGAGAGCUCACCUUACUUCCAGCUCAUGUGCUCCAACGAUGCGUACCGUAUCGUGCUGCCGGGCGCGUCUGCCCCUGUGCGCAUCCGCUUCACCCCCGGCGAGAACAAGGAUUAUUCCCACAAGCUCAUCUGCGUCACUGCAAAGAAAAGGAUAGUUGUGCCAAUUCGAGCCAUUGGUGCCCGAGCUAUCCUGGAGCUCCCUGACCAGCUGGACUUCUCCGUAUGUCCGGUCAAGUGCAGCACCCAGCAGACUCUGCUGCUUCGCAAUGUUGGUAACAAGGAAGCUCAUUACCAGCUGAGCACCCAGAGUCCUUUCUCCGUGGUACCAGCCACAGGAACUCUGGAUGCUGGUGACACCAUGCAGGUGACAGUGGGAUUUCACCCGCUGACAACUGGUGACCAUUCCGGGUCCCUGUGCUGUAACACAGGGGAAGAAAGUAUCUACACAAACCUCUACGGAGAAGCUGUAGAUGUCAACGUUGGGUUGACCACAAAUUCCGUGGAGAUGAAGAAGACUUUCAUCGGCAUGUCAAACUACGCAACUGUGUUCAUUGAAAACACAAGUAACAUCACAGCCCACUUCCAGUGGAAGGCUUUUCCCACUGAGGAAGACGAGAAUGAAGAGAAGAGGAGGCAGUAUUUGCUGCAGCCGCCGAAAGAGGUGUUGCUGGAAAAUUUAACGGAGGAGAAAAAAGUAGAGAAGGAGAAGGGCUCUUUUGAAGACCCCAUGCUGUUCUCUGAUGAAAUUUUUUUCAUUAAGCCAAUGGAGGGAGAAAUUGGGCCAAAUCGUUUGGCUGAAAUCCAGGUGACCUUCAGACCCCUAGAGGCACUAGAGUACCAAAGUAUGGCUUACUGCAACAUCUCAGGCCGUGAGAGCAGGCUGCCCCUGCACCUCAGAGGGGAAGGCCAAGGACCCUUGGUUGAACUCAGCUCUCGUUCACUGAACCUUGGGACCAUUUUUGUCGACACCUCCCACGUCUGUGAGGUGGAACUGAUUAACCAGGGAGCUCUUGAUGCUCCCUUCGCCUAUAUCCCGUCAACCACAAAUGUGGGCUCCUGCUUCAAAUUUCUACCCAAGAAAGGCAUCAUUGCACCAGGUGGGAUCCAGACUGUUGAGAUCUCCUUCAGUGCCACCGUGCUGGGGAGCUUUGAGGAAGAAUUCCAGUUCAGUGUGGCUGGAUCUCCUACACCUGUGAUCCUCACCAUCAAGGGAUGUGUCUCUGGACCGUGUUUACAGUUUGAAGUUGAUGAGCUCAACUUUGGUGAGAUCUCCUUUGGCUUUCCCUACACGCAGAGCUGUCGCCUCACUAACAUCUCCCCGGAGCCUCUGACGUUCAAGCUCCGCAUGUCGGACGAUGGCACGCAGCCUGCUGUUGACAGCAUUGAUCAAAUACGCAACGACAGUGACCCAGCCUGGAGGAAUGGAAUUCAUUUUUAUGUGGAGCCCAGGGAGUUUACAAUGAAUCCCAGCCACGGGACCAUCCUCCCCCAGGGACACCAGGAUAUCGAGGUGACCCUGUGUUCCAACACUGUGAUGAAUUUCUACCGGAAAAUGGUGGUGGACGUGGAGGGUAUUGGCAAGGGAGCAGCAUCAUUGGUCAUCACAGCCAGAUGUCUCGUUCCUAAGCUGCGAGUGUGCCCUGAAAUCCUGCUAUACGAUGAGUGCCAGCUGAAGGUGCCGUACCAGAGGAAGUUCCUCGUGGCAAAUGACACCGACCUUCCUGGCUGCUACGGGCUGAUUCCCCAGGAACGCAGGAAAGACUCUCCUGUGUUUUACUCCAGCCCCAAACCCUGUGGGAUUGUCCAGCCUCACAGCUUUGCAGAGAUUCCAGUUACAAUCGAAGUCCAAACACUGGGCAAGCACUGCACUAACGUUCUUAUUGGCGUGUUCGGGGAUGAGAGAAACCCACUGAGACCAGAAUUACGGAGCUCUGGACAGCUGGCAGAAAUCUACCCAAGUCCAAGGCUGAUAGAGUUUGGCAAGAUCCCAGCACUACAGCCUACUUCACGAAGUUUUGUGCUCUUCAACGACAGUCUUGUCCCUACAGACUUCAGGAUGGAGAUUCCUCGCAAACCCCACUGCUAUGCCAUUGAACCCAAAGAGGGAGUGAUCCCUGCUAGGGGUGAGGUGCCUGUGACUGUCACAGCAACCCUGGAUGACACCGGGCUUUUUGCUAACCCUGUCCGGCUGUUCAUUGGGAACAGCCUUUGGACCGCCUUCGGGCUGGUGGCUUUGGGCACUGGCACCACAAUUGUCAUAGACAAACCAUUCGCCCCGGAGCUCAACUUGGGAUACCAAUUCAGCCUCGUUCCCUGUAUUCAUCAGUUCAAAGUAACAAACCGGGGCCAGCGUUUCCAUCGGCUCUUCUGGAGUGUGGAAUGCUACAGCCCACCUGAGGAGGAGGGCCAGAGUGCGUCAGCCCUCAGUAGCCCCGAGGAUGAUUCCCAGAGCCUCAAACGUGCCAGCCCCGUGUUUGGGCUGGAGCCACUGUCGAUGGAGCUGCAGCCAGGCCAGUCUGUGGACAUGGUGCUGCGAGGCUUCUCCCACAUCCCACAGGAGGUGCAGGCUUAUGUGAUGUGUGAAGCUGUCAGUGGGACAGCCAGCAGGACAGAGAAGAUAAUAGAAACAGUCCUUACUUGCGAGUUUAUUCACCCCUCUAUAGAAGUAUCAGCCAGACAACUCUCUUUCCGCGUGGACAAGAAACCCAGUGAUGUCCUGACUCUGCAGUACCAGCCUUUGACUUUAAAAAACACCUGCCUGCUGCCACUGGACCUUAUGCUGGACUUGGAGCAGCCAUUCCUGGUCUGUGAUAAGGACCAGCAGCCCCUCCCAGAUGGCCAGCCCGUGAGAGUGGAUGUAGGGGAGACCUGUCAUCUCUACAUCUCAUUCGACCCAGCUUAUGAACUGGAUUUGAAGAGCUGGAAAAAAGAGACGGUUCUGAACAUAGACAUGGUCAGGGGCCAUCCUUUUGUGGAGCGUAUCAUCCUUCGGGGAGAAGUGCACUUCCCAAAUCUCGAAAUCCAGCCCAGCACCCUGGAGUUUGGCUGCAUCGUGGCUGGCACUGAAGAAGUGCGUUCUCUGGAGAUGACCAACUGCAGCCCACUUCCCGUCCAGUACCACUGGGCAUUCCAUUCCAAAAGCCAGGUUUACAGGCUGAGGUAUGUGCACCUUUGCCCUCUCCUUGAAGCUCUUCUUCCUGGUGUCCUGUUUGUGCCGCCACAAACUCCUGGAGGGUAUUACAUCCCACUAGGGUUGGUAGGAAUCACAUCCUCCAUGGAUGUACUGCACACUCCCCUCGAAGCAGAGGAGGCUUUCAGUAUCCUGCCACUGUCAGGUGUGCUGCAGCCAGGAGAGAGCCAGCAGGUCUCCUUCACCUUCUCUGGCCACUUCAACAUCAUCUCCAAUGUCACGGCGCUGUGCCACGUGGAGGGAGGCCCCACCUACGAGGUGGUGGUGACUGGGGAGGCCUCACAUGUCAGCUACUCCCUGAGCCCCCGGGAGAUCAAUUGUGGCUUACAGAUGUUUAAUGAAAUUCAUCACAGAAAGGUCACCCUGGAGAACACUGGCAAGAUUGAAUUCAACUGGGUGCUAAACCCUAGCCCUGCAGACCAGCAUCUGCCUGGUGUGUUUCUGGUCAAGCCCACCACUGGCUCCAUUGCCCCUGGCGUGAAGCAGGUGCUGGAAUUCUCUUACAUGCCAGGAUUACCAGGAGCCUUCAGCAGGACUUACCAGCUUAAAGUGGGUGACCUGGACCCGGAAAAUAUCUGCCUGAAAGGAGAAGCAUCCUUUCCCAUGAUCUGUGUGAACCUGCCCUGGAACAUCAAAGGAAAUGAAAAAUAUGAUAAGCUUCUGACACAGCUUGUAAAGCCCCUGGAACAAUACAGACAGAGGAAUAAUAUAGUUGUUCAGAAGAAGACUCAGAGCCCGAAGACCGAGGCCUUGAAUUCUCAGACCCUGGUGACUCAGACCCCAAAGAAUCUGAUUCCAAAGACUCGGAACCUGAAGCCCUGCGUGCCUGGCUCUGUCACUGUACCAGACACUCAGCUGCAGACAGACAUGGUGAGGAUGCUGAUAGAGGAGGCUGCUUUGGAGCUGCAGGAAAAGCUCACAUCCCAUCCCCCGAAGAGCGGGUUCCCUGACAAGGAGCUGUGCCAGAGCCUUGUCAAAGUUGAGCUGCCCGAGUACGUCCUGGACAUGGGCACUGUCCGUAAGGGUUACACUGAGAGAAGCACUCUGGAGAUCACCAACCCUGGGCAGAUCCCAGUGUCCUUCCAGGUCAAGGAAUCUGUCCUGCAGGACACAGGUUUCAGCAUGAACCUGGACCAGGUGCAGGGCUUGUCCCACAGCUACACCAAGAUGUUUGACGUGCGCUUUGAAAGUGCCCGGCGGCCACGGGGUGACGUGGAUGUGCUGCUGCCCAUAGAGGUGACAAAAGGCCCCACAUAUAACAUCCGUCUCCAUGCCACUGUGUCUGAACUGUCAGUCGAACUCUCCAAGAACACUCUGCACUUCCCUGCUAUCGUCGUUGGGCAGUGCAAGGUUGAGACAAUCCAGCUCUACAACUGGUUCCGAGUACCCUGCAGAUGGUCCAUCAAGCCUGUUCUGAAGAACAAAACUGUACGUCAGAAGCAGCAGGCGGUGGAGGAUGAGCACUGUCCCUUUGAAGUGAUGCCCUCCAAAGGAACCCUUUGUGCAGGAAGGUGGCAAAAUCUGCAAAUCCAAUUUACACCCAAGGAGGAGAGGUCUUACAGGAAUGAGUUGGAGCUUAACAUUUUUGGGAGCAGCAAUCGCUUAAAGCUGCACCUCUCAGGACAAGGUCUGGAGCCACGGUUGGAGUUCAACCCCCCAGCACUAAAGAUGGGAUGGGUGCUGGUGGGCAGCGAUGGGGUGGAGGCCACAGUGGUGGUGAAGAACCCAUGCAACUUCCCUAUUGAGUUUUAUUCACUGGAUUUUGAUGAGAAGUACCUUCAAGAGGAGAAGAUCCUGCGGAUGGCAGUGGGGUCUGAGUACCAAAAGAGCUCUUUAAUGCCUCCACGUGCCAUGGGUGAGAUGCUGCCCCCAGAGGUGAGGGAGGACUAUAAAGCACAGAAGAGGCUGAAGGCUCAACAGGCAGAGGCCAAGGCCAGGGCUGAGGCUGAGGCCAAUGCCAUGGGCAAGGCAACACCAGCAUAUCACAGGGCUGUCACAUUCUAUCCUGAGCCUAUGGUCAAAGUGACAGGGACUCCUGUCUCUCGGGCUGUCAUGCGCCACCUGGGCACUGACCCGUCUUCAGGGAGGCGUGAAGCAGAGCAGCACCGAGGGAUUGUUGUCAUCGUCCAUGGGCCACCCCGGGCAGGAAAGACAGAGAUAGCAGCAGGCCUGUGUCAGUAUUACGACGCUGCUCACUUGUCCAUUGACACCGUGGUGAAAGAGGCCAUGGCCAACGAUGAGAGCCAGGCGGGGCUCUCUGCCCGGGAGCUCUGCACCAAGGCUGCCAUGGAGCAAAAAGGCAAAGACAAAGGUAAAAAGCCUCAGCUCACUGCUCAGAGCAAGAAUAAACAAGCCUCUGGGGAAAAAAUCAACAAGAAGGAUGCCAAAGGCAAGACCCCUCCAGCACAAAAGAAGAAGGAGCCAGCUAGCAAAGUUGACAAAAAGGACACCAAGUUCACAGUUUCCACUGCUCCUGCGCCCCAGCAGCUGAACAUCAUCAGCAGUCAUGGGAAAGAGCUGAACUGCUUGAGCUGUGUGCUGCCUGAGGACCUGCUGGUGGACAUCCUCAGUGAGAGGCUGAAGCAUAAAGACUGCUACAGGGGAGUGGUCUUUGAUGGCUUGGAGAGCCUCUUUGCAAGCAGCCUGGAAUCUUCUCUGCUCUGUGUACUCAGAGCUGUCAAGAGUUGUCAUCAUAUCUACAUGGUGAACCUGCAUCAGGAUUAUGCUUCUUGGAAAGCCAAGGACAAAGCUGAAAGAAAGAGAAAGGAAGCUGAAAGAGAGAAGGAAGAAUUGCAGCAGGAAAAAGCUAUGCAGAGGAACAUAGAACACUUCUUGCAAAAGGAUGAGGACAAGUAUGAUGCCCUCCCUGAGGAGAAGAAAGCAGAAGUGGAUAAAAUAAUACUGGAAAGGAAGAGUACACAGAGGGAGAGGGAGCUGAAGCAGCUGGUUCAAAAGCUUGAGAAGGAGCCAAAAGCCUUAGAGGAGGAAGAGAGGCAGAAGGAGGAAGAGAAGCAGAAGAAGGAAAAGAAGACUGUCUCCUUCGGGAAGCAGCCUGCAAAACCAGAGAAGGAAACCAAACCCCCAGAGAAGAAGGAAACCAAAGCCCCAGAGAAGAAGAAAACAAAAAUCCCAGAGAAGAAGGAAACCCUGGAGAAGAAGGAAACCAAAUUCCCACAGAAGGAGGCACCCAAAGCCCCACAAAAGAGGGGAACCAAAGCCCCACAGAAGAGGAGAACCAAAGCCUCUGGGAAGGGGGAAACCAAAGUCCCAGAGAAGGAAACCAGAGCCCCAGAGAAGAAAGGAACCAAAGCCCCAGAGCAGGGGGAAGCCAAAAUCCCAGAGGACGCAGCUGAGAUGGAGAAGAUCUUGAUCCUGAGGUUUCAGAUCUAUGAGUCAUCGCAGCAGGACAUUGCACAGGUUUUCUCCUACUGGGACAGGGUUCAGGGUACCGUGCAGUUACCUGUGAUCCAAAAGGGAAACAAGUCCCAGCCUUCAGCUGAAAACAAAGGUCAGAAGGCCAAUAAGCCUCAGGAGAAAGUGGAGAAGAAGCCUAAACAUGAACGUGGAGGCCAAAGCAGUCUUCAGUCAUCUCAGCUUCAAAGCAAAGUUGCAGAAGGGGCAGUCAGAGACAAGCAUGUCGGGGUGCCAUGCCUGGACAUCCAGGUCACAGAUCCAAAGGCCAUGAUUGGGGAGAUCCUGAGGGAUGGGAAGCUGCCAACGGAAGACCAGAUGCUGAAACAUCUGGGACUGCAUCCCAACAGCUCUUCCCUUCCCCCUGGUGCUGUCCUCUCCAUGGUCGAGUACCCAGAGGAGCGGCUGGGCUCUGCAGAGUGUGUGGAGCCCUUCACUAUUGUGGCACCAAAAGGCAAUCUGGCCAAGGCCCCACAUGCGAGGGGCAGUUCUGCCAAGGGCCAACGAAAGACGGGUAAAGCAGCCAGCAGAGACAGCUCUGCAAAGGAGAAGCAGAUCUCCACACAGAGAACAGAAAGUCCCCGGGAUUCCUCUGCAAGAAGACCCAAAACUGCACUGGCAAGUCCCUCAACCCCCACAGAAUUCCUCAGGCUGAAACGGUACCGGUGGAUAGUGCCUGCCCAUGGUAAGGUGGAACUGAAGGUCCACUUCUCCACCAAAAAGCCAGGGAAGUUUGAGCAGACACUGAGGUUUGAGCUCGUGCAGACAAAGCGCCAGUACGAGCUGCCCUGCAGUGGCACCGGCCUGUACCCCAGCAUCAGCCAGAACCCACGGGUGGUGUUUCCACAUUGGAGGGAGACCAUGGAGGAAAAUGAAAUCAUAUUCAAGGAAUAUGUUGAGAGCACAAAGCAAUUCCACUUUGGACCGCUGCUGUGUGGAAAAUCAAGAGAGUGGUACAAGGCCCAGAAAUGUCCCAGCAACUCAGAGAAUCUAACCAUCCUCAACAACUCCCCCGCGGAUGUAGAGGUCCAGUUCUCCUUUGAGAAUGCUGGGAAAGCAGAGACGUUCCUUUUGGACCCUCCCAGCAUGACACUGAAACCCAAGGAGAAGCAGGAGCUGACCAUUUGGGCAUACCCCACUUCCCCUGGCUUCCUGGAAGACAAACUCAUCUGCAGCAUUGGGAAGAACCCGCACCCAGUGAUCUUCAGCCUGUGCUGCCAUGGGGUGGACAUGAAACUGGAGGUCAGCCCCCUGGAGCUGUCUUUUGACAAGCUGCUUCUACACAGGACUGACAGCAGGACCUUGGUCCUGAAAAACAACAGCCUGCUGCCUAUGGCCUGGCGGCUCAAUGGGCUGGAUGACCUUGUUGAGAACUUCUCCUUGUCACAAGACAAUGGCACCCUUGAUCCCCGCUCAGAGUUUGAAGUGACACUGCAUUUCAAGGCUGAGCAGAUUGGCAGCAUUGAGAGGACCCUCCAACUAGAGGUUUCAGAUACAGAAAACAUCCUAGGGAUUGUUCAGGCUGAAAACAUCGAAAUCUCUGCAGAGGUCUAUGAUGUUUCUCUGAGCAUCGACAUGCCUGAAGGUCCAGAUGGAAGCUUGGAAUUUGGAACCAUAAAUGUCCUGGAUAAUGAGAAGAAAGUCCUCAAUCUAAAGAACAAAGGGGUAUACAACAUUGAGUACAGUUUCAUGCUGAAGGGUGCAGAUCCCAGGAUGCAAGACUUGGCAUCCCACUUCACUGUUGCGCCUCAGUCGGGCGUGCUGAUUGCCUCCAAGCCUGCUGUGAAUGUUGAGAUACUCUUCCACCCCACAUGUGAAAUCCUCCUCAACAACAAACCCAUCCUGUACUGCCAGGUGAUAGAUGCCAGCUCAGGUGAAGGAGGCCAGGCUGUCGCCAACAUCCCAGUGAAGGUGUCAGCCAAAGCCGAGUACAGCAAAUACAGCAUUGAGCCUGCCCCACCCGUCGACUUUGGAAUCAUGAUCAAGGGCACCAAGAAGACCCGGACUGUUGUGCUGAAGAACAAAGGCAUGCUCAACUUCGAAUUCCACAUCCGCCAAGCACCCGAGCUUGCAUCUGCACUGGAAAGCAAUAGUAUGAGAAGCCCUGCACCACCCUUUCUGUCUGAGGAGGCACCACCCCACGGCUGUUCAGAGCAAGGGGAAUCUGCUCCAUCGGCUACAAUGCACUCAACAGGAAGGAAAUCAAGCUCCUUGACACAGAGUCACCUGAAUCUUGGCAUGUUCACGGUGUCCCCCUGCUCCGGCUCCAUCGGUCCGUGGGGCCAGCAGAUGAUCACAGUGGAAUGCCUCGCAGGGCAGGAGGGGACAUGUGAGGAGCAGCUCUACAUUGACAUCACGGGCAGAGACCCCAAGGACAAUCCCCUCGGCAUUCCCUUCACCCUGAUUGUCGAGUCCUGCCUCCCAGCACUCGCUGAGGAUGUCACAUCAGUCUUCAAGGAGUACCCGAUCUGCAGCAGCAGCGACCUCGGCCGCAAGCUGCAGUCAGUUAAAGGCAUGGGCCUGUUUGUCAGAGAUCAGAACAGAUUCAUCUUCAACAAGGUUCUGGUUGGGCAAGCGGCUGAAGCUCAUUUCAAUAUCUACAAUGCAAUUCGUCUGCCGUGUGACGUGGUCCUCUCCAUCAAACCCCUGCCUGGAAGGGAAAAAAGCCCUAUCAACAACAUUUUCAAGCUGGAUCCAGUCAAGAUGUCCAUUCCCAGGUUAUCCUAUGCCGUUGCUACGGUGACCUUCACCCCACCAGACAGGCAGAACUACGACUGCACUUUCAAGGCUUCCCUUGACAUCCCAAAAGGCUCUGUGGAAAUUAAACCCCAAAGCCUGACCUUCACCAUCAGUGGGAAGGGGCAGGAGCUGCCGGUGACAGUCGUGCGCCCAAGCGCUCGCAGCAAGAGGGGAAACGCCGUGCUGCGCUUCAAGAGGCUCCGGCUGGGGGAUUCAGAGAUGCUGCCCCUGGUCAUCCGUAACAACGGCAUCGUACCUGCCAAGUUUAUGCUACACGUGGAGGAUGAGCACGGAGUGUUCUUCUUGAAAGGCAGGGCCUCCACACUCAAGGUAUUCCACACUGAAAAUGUGGAAGAGGACUCCGUCGGAAACGAGAGCAAGCCGCCAAAGCAGCCUUUCUACCUUCUUCGUUGUGGGCAAUCGGCAGAGUUUGAUGUCACUUUCAAACCCACCCUGGUUCAACGUCUGGAAGGGAGGAUUUGUCUGUUGAUGGGGAACAUCUGCCUGACCCUAAUUGAGCUGGUGGGUGAAGGCCACAAGGAUGAAUUCACCCUCGAUGGAUUAAAGGAAGACACCCAGGAGAGGAAUGCUAAGAGCAGUCUGAAGAAAGACAUCAUUGAUGCUGUCAGAGUGAACCACAUACAGUUUGGGGACUGUCCUGUUGGGAAGCCCUGCCGCAGAACCUUCACCAUCACCAACCACACCCGUACGCAGGUCAUGCGCUUUGAGUGGGAGACAGACGGCCCAUUCCAGUUCUCCCCCAAGGUGGGACACCUCCAUCCUGGCUAUAGCAAGGGCAUCACAGUGACCUUGAAAGCAGAUGUCCCAGCCAUCUUCAGGAGGCACCUUGUGAAAUGUAAGGCGACCAAGAUCAACUUUGAGCUGCCACGAAGGAAGGUUCCGGACUGGGACGACCAAAUGGGCAUUGUCACGUGGAAGGAUACCGCCAGGAAAGACAUAGCAGCCAGGUGGCCUAAAAAAGAGAAGGUGGUCGAGCCAGUCCCAGAACCAGAUCACACUGUGGUGGAGGGGAGCAGCCAGGAGGCCGAGGUGUACCUCAGUGCUGUUGUUACCUACGCCCAGUUCAAACUAAGCACAAUGGAGAUUCAGCUCAAGGAUACCUUGCCCUUCCAGACAAGGACAAGCACUUUCAAGCUAUGCAACACAGGGAAGGUAGCCCUGGAAUACUCCUGGGAGGAAGCUGCAGAUAGUGAAGAAGUGAAGAAGCAAUACUCAACUGCUCUGAUGCGUCAGGUCCUCUCUGCUACUGUAAGGCAUCACAGAAAGCUGCUGCAUCGUUCUGGGUGGUGGCAGGAGCAUCCUUUUGAAACUCAUCCUUGUGAGCUGCAGCAGCUUGCCAAGCAGCAGCAAGAUUCCGAGCAGCAGCUGCAGCACGAACAGCAGGACUAUUCCAAGAAGCUGCGCUACUCAAAGCGUGUCAUUUCCUCCCCGGAAAUCAUCCCAGAUGCCAUCCAUGACCUGCCACUGUUCUCCAUCAACCCCUACCACGGCAUCAUCGCUCCUGGCCAGAAGCAGACCUUUUAUGUGCGGUUCUCCCCAAAGUGUGCGGGGAUGUUUCAGACCACCCUGCUGUGCAGGAUUCCUAGCCUGCAGCCGUCUCAGAAGAUGGGGUGGGUGACUGUAAAAGGCAGAGCCCGGGAGCAGAACAGUCUUGGUACACCAUUAGAGGAGACAGAGGAAACCCAGGGAUCUGAAGAAGAUGCUUUGGAAACCAGCACCAGAGGGACAGCAUUUGUGUCACCUAGAGCCUCCUGCAGGAGCCAGCAACGUUUUGCCUUCUGCUGCUGA
Motacilla alba alba is the source of this 11265-nucleotide messenger RNA. Its product is annotated as hydrocephalus-inducing protein-like. The record is from RefSeq and is a predicted model, not a curated record. The coding region runs from base 61 to 11265 and encodes 3734 amino acids. Gene Ontology annotation, biological process: axonemal central apparatus assembly; cilium movement. The transcript has 63 exons. NCBI's taxonomy places the organism in Eukaryota, Metazoa, Chordata, Aves, Passeriformes, Motacillidae. Gene Ontology annotation, cellular component: axoneme.